Molecule: messenger RNA, 1554 nt
Organism: Cetraspora pellucida
Lineage: Eukaryota; Fungi; Glomeromycota; Glomeromycetes; Diversisporales; Gigasporaceae
Source: the annotation of a GenBank genome assembly
AUGGGCGGGCCUUACUUUGAAGACAAUUCUCACAUAUUUUUUUCUCAAGGAACGACAGAUCGUGAGAAUGAGGGUAGUGAUGAAUAUAUUGACAAAGCUUAUAAGACUCCAAAAUUACUUUCAAAGUCUGAAAAGGGGAAGGAGGCUGUACAAAAUGGGCGAAUCGAAAAAAAAAAAAAUGGAAAGCCUAGAUUUUAUAGCAAAAAACCAAUGCAGGAUGAGAAAAGAAAAAUUAUAGCGAAACAAAGUCUCGCUGCAAUAUCAUUCCAGGCAAAUGAUAAGUUGUUUAUGGAUGGCUUAGAUAUAACCCAAAGGCCUAUAACAACUGCGCCAGUUAUAGUUCCAGAAAAAUUGAAACGUUUGGCUUCUACAAUUAUACAGAAUAACGGCCAAAGAUCAAAUUCGAUCUAUCUAAAUCAUGCAAUGGAAAUAGAUCAAGAUGCCUCGCGCAUCAAUUUUGAUAAAUCAGUCGAUAAAGGGAAGAACACUGCUAUAACGAAUGGCAAAAGUUCAUGGAAUGCAGAAUUUGCCUCAUCUCCAAAUGGCCAUAGUCAAUAUUCUAGCGAUGAAAUAAGUACACCCACUUCUUCACAAAAUUGGCAUUCAUAUGAUGAUCUUCCAAGUGUAUCAACACCGAUAAUUGACGGAUCUCGUCAAUCCGAUUAUAUGAUCGAGAAUCACCGCAAAGUACUAGAAUCUAGUUCAAAGUACCCACCAUUAACUGUUGAACAACAGGUUCAAAUCGCAAAGUAUCUGGAUUUACAUGGAGAAUAUACGCCUGCGUGUACGAUAAUUGAUAAGUUUAACUUACAAAUAUCAGCAGCUCAUAUUCGCACGUUGACCAAUGGUUCUUGGCUCAAUGAUGAGGUCAUGAAUUUUUAUGGUCAUCUUAUUAUUGAGCGAGCUCAAAACAAUCCUGACAUAUAUCCACCGGUUCAUGUAGUUAAUACAUUUUUCUACACGAAACUAAUGCAAAAUGGAUUCGGGGUUGUAGCAGGGUGGUACAUUCCACGACCAAAUAAAAAGAAAAAGGCACCGCCACCAAAUUUCUUUGAUAAAGAUUACAUAUUCAUACCCAUUAAUACAAGUGCACAUUGGACUUUAGCCGUGGCGAAUUUCAAACUAUGUAGAUUCGAGUACUAUGAUUCUCUUGGCUCAGGGUUUAACCAACGUUUUCUUCUUGAACUGAGACAGUUCUUUAUAUAUCUGGCAAACCAAACUAAUAAUCAGCAUUUCAAUUUUGCUGAAUGGGCUACCUAUGAACCGAGGGGAAGAACUCCACAACAGAACAAUUCAUAUGAUUGUGGAGUUUUUGCAAUGAUGACAGCGGAACACAUGAGCCGGAAUGCGCCUCUAUCAUUUUCACAAUCAAAAAUGGGAUAUUUUAGAGCGAAAAUGGUGUAUGAGAUUAGCACAGGAAGUAUAAUGGAUGAAAAUGAAAAUGUAGAAGUUGAAGACGAAGAUAGUUUUGAAGAGCACUUAGAAAAUAUGGGACAAGUUACGUUAACACCAAUUUCCGGAUUAAUCAUUAAAAAAAAUAUUAUAUCGAUAUAA